AUGCGGUGUAGCAAACAAAAUGAGAGUUGCGAUUCUUCUGGAACACAAGAACCCGACGGCAACAAAUUCAUAUUAGCACUAGUAGUAGGAAUGAGUGCCAAAUUAAUGGUAGAAGUCACCUCUGAAGUCUCUCCAUCAACAGUGGCCUUAGCAGCAGCAACUCGUCAAACAAGAGGUAAAGUCGUGUGCAUUAUUCCGGAGCAAAAACUUGACAAGACUCAAAAGGUGAUCGAAGAAACGGGGCUAAAUGACAUGGUAGAGUUCAAGACAGGGGACCCUGGCGAUGUCUUGCCUAACUACGAGAAGAUCGAUUUCUCUCUCGUUGAUUGCAAGACUAAAAAUUACGAUACGUUGAUUGAAAAACUCGAUGUAAAUCCAGAAAGAUCAGUUGUUGUUGCAAACAAUAUGGAAGGGAGAAAAGUGGUUAGAGGAAAAUUGAAAAAUGUAGUGCAGAAUGAGGUUAAAGUAAGGUCAAUUAAGCAUCCUAUAGGUAAAGGAUUAGAGGCUACUAUGAUUAAAAAAAGCAGAUUAGGAAGUCAUAAUCAUGGUCAUCAAAAAGUAGAGAAAAAGAAAGGUAAAGUGAAAUUGAGUAAGAAAAGCAAAUGGGUGUCUGAGGUUGAUGAAAAAAGUGGUGAAGAACAUAUAUAUAGGAUGACAAAAUGA
Messenger RNA from Lycium barbarum (goji berry), 663 nucleotides. RefSeq lists its product as uncharacterized. The transcript has 3 exons. Lineage: Eukaryota; Viridiplantae; Streptophyta; Magnoliopsida; Solanales; Solanaceae. The record is from RefSeq and is a predicted model, not a curated record. Bases 1 to 663 code for a protein of 220 amino acids.